Vitis riparia (riverbank grape) is the source of this 917-nucleotide messenger RNA. Its product is annotated as ATP-dependent 6-phosphofructokinase 4, chloroplastic-like. Gene Ontology annotation, biological process: glycolytic process. The transcript has 6 exons. Gene Ontology annotation, cellular component: cytoplasm. Gene Ontology annotation, molecular function: 6-phosphofructokinase activity. Bases 114 to 767 code for a protein of 217 amino acids. The record is from RefSeq and is a predicted model, not a curated record. NCBI's taxonomy places the organism in Eukaryota, Viridiplantae, Streptophyta, Magnoliopsida, Vitales, Vitaceae.
UUACGGAAAAUGGUCGUUAUAAUCUCAGUGAGAUCGAUCGCACCAGAUCCCACCCUCUCUCUUACAUUUCAAGCGCAGAAUCUCUGCCCUUCACCUGGCUCGCUGUUCUUCCAAUGGAUCUUUCUCUCUCUUCGUUUGCUCUCUCUUCCAUUCCACCUCCAUUGAAAUCCUGCAAUCUCACUUCACUCUCCAAUUUCCCCAAUUACAGUUUCAAAUCCAGGAAUUUUUCCCUCACGCCGUUGAUUUCGCGCCAAAAUCGGCGGAUCAGAGCUCAAUAUUCAUGUAAUUCCGGCGGUGGCGGUGGAGGUGGAGGUGAUGAUGAUGGUUUUGUUGUGGAUGAAGUUCCGCACUUGACGAAUUUUCUGCCUGAUUUGCCGUCAUACCCAAACCCAUUGCAACAGAACUUAGCUUAUGCAAUAGUCAAGAAAAAUUUUGUUAGCCCAGAAGACAUGGUAGCACAAAAAAUUGUUGUUCAAAAGGGAAGUCCUAGAGGAGUUCAUUUUCGGCGAGCAGGGCCUCGAGAAAAGGUUUAUUUCAAGUCAGAGGAAGUACGUGCUUGUAUAGUGACAUGUGGAGGAUUGUGCCCCGGAAUCAACACAGUGAUUCGGGAGAUAGUAUGUGGCUUGAAUUAUAUGUAUGGUGUUCAUGAUAUACUUGGGAUUGAGGGAGGAUACAGAGGCUUUUACUCCAAAAAUACCAUUCAGUUGACACCUAAAGUUGUCAACGAUAUCCAUAAACGUGGUGGCACCUUUCUUCAUACUUCCUGAGGGGGUCAUGAUACCAACAAGAUAGUUGAUAAUAUUCAUUUGACACCUUUCUUCUCAAUGUUGUUCAAAGUCUAAAUGUUACCUUUUCUUUCCACUCUGUAGCAACUUCAACAUGUUUUUCCUUAAUGAUUAUAGAGAAAAAUUCAUCUA